AUGAAGAGUAUGGACGCUUUUGAGGUUAUUCUUGCCUUGCUCAUCUAUGGAUUGGUCCUCUUCCCUAAUGUUGACGACUUUGUUAACAUUAAUGCUAUCAAAAUAUUCUUAAUUGGAAAUCCAAUUCCUACCUUGCUUGCAGAUGUUUACCAUUCAGUCCAUCUCAGGAAUUAUCAUAAGGGAGGAAUUAUCAUAUGUUGUACAACUCGGCUCUACAAGUGGUUUAUUUCGUACUUGCCUCGGUCUACUGCCUUUAUAGAUCUCAAGGAUGGUUUGCUAUGGUCACAAAAGAUUAUGCCUCUCACGCAUUCUGACAUUGAUUGGUUUGAUCAUGCUUAUGAGGGGGUGAAAACUAUUGAUAGUUAUGGUGAGUUUCUUAAUGUACCUCUUCUUGGUACAAAGGGAGACAUUAACUACAACCCGAUUUUGGCUCAUCGUCAAUUUGGAUAUCCAAUGAAGGACAAGACCAACACAAUCUUCUUAGAGAAUUUCUUCUUCAAGGAAGGAGAAGAUGACAAAGCAUUCAAAGAAAAGAUUGUGCAUGCCUGGUGCCACGUACAUAAGAAAAGAAGAGAAGUUAUAGGAAAGCUAUAUUGUUUUUCUUUGGAGCCUUAUCUCCAAUGGGUGCAAGCUAGGGCCAUCAGUCUGAAAAUUCCUUAUCCUCGACAAGAGCCUUUGCCUUUAACUAUUAAAGAACCUUCUCUAGUUUAUAUGACUGACGCGGAGAAACUCAAGGUUGCUUUGACUAGGAUGAAACGAGAAAAGGAUGCUUGGAAGAACAAAUAUCAAAUCAUCCAUACAGAGAACGAAGAGAUUCAAAGACACUUGAAGUAG
This is a messenger RNA of Lathyrus oleraceus (garden pea), 834 nucleotides long. RefSeq lists its product as uncharacterized. The transcript has a single exon. The record is from RefSeq and is a predicted model, not a curated record. The coding region runs from base 1 to 834 and encodes 277 amino acids. NCBI's taxonomy places the organism in Eukaryota, Viridiplantae, Streptophyta, Magnoliopsida, Fabales, Fabaceae.